AUGAUUCGAACACUAUUACUGAUCGCAUCAUUUGGAGCAUUAGCUGCUUAUGUGUUCAAAAUCAUGCUUGCAUUGGACGUAAACAAGAGGGUAUACUAUCAUCGACCGGGACACUGCCGUAAAGUAGAUGGAAUAAAACAUGGUUCUGAAGACAUAGCACUCAUAGAAGAAGAAGGCAUUGCAUUUGUGACGUCUGGGAUCUACUACAUGCUACCUCGAGCGGAGGAUGUCAAAGGUCAGAUUUUCUUAUACGAUUUCAACCAGAAGGGCUCAUUCAAGGCUGUACCAUUGAGCAUCAACGGUGACUUUGACCGAAACCAGUUUCAUCCUCAUGGAAUUUCGCACAUAGUUACGUCCAAAGGAACUAUUCGACUAUUUGUCAUCAGCCAUUCUGAGGAUAUGAAGCAUUCCGUACUAGUUCUUGACUGGAAUAGUAAAGCUCGACAGCUCGAAUUGGUCAAAAUAAUUGAAGAUGAGAAGUUUAUUAGACCCAAUAACUUGGUAGCAGUAUCGGAAGAUGCUUUCAUCUUGACAAAUGAUGGAUCGGCACAAACAGCAACAACGAAUAUUCUUGAAAUGCUAUCAAUGAUACCAAGUGGGAGCAUCGUUUAUUACGAUGGAAAGGCCAGUUCCUGGCUUCUGCCGAAAGCGACAUCACCCAAUGGAGUUGCUUUCGACCGAGAACGCAAACAUCUUUUUGUUUCGCAUGUGAAUGACGAGACUGUGUCCGUCUACAAAGUGGAUAAGAGCUAUAAAUCUCUCGCGAAGGUUGCUGACGUCCAUUUAUUGACAUCAAUGGAUAAUCUCUACGUUGAUAAGGAUGGGGAUGUUUGGACUGGUGCCCAUCCAGUCAUAAAAGACGCAAUUGGACAUAUGGGAAAUUGCGAUGAUCCCAGCAAAGUUGCUCCUUCUCAGGUGCUACGAAUCAAAUUCGGUAAGGACUUCAAGUCGUGGGAAGUCAGCGAGCCAUUCGCUGAUGACGGACGGCUAAUUUCUGCUUCAUCUGUGGCAGUUCCCUUCGAAAACCAAUUGCUCAUCGGAUCUGUAUGUAGAGAACUCGUUCACUGCUACACAACUCCAGAAACAUUGUGA
This is a messenger RNA of Cylicocyclus nassatus, 1092 nucleotides long. The record is from the annotation of a GenBank genome assembly. NCBI's taxonomy places the organism in Eukaryota, Metazoa, Nematoda, Chromadorea, Rhabditida, Strongylidae.